AUGGCUGCAAGACAGCAAAGACAACGUCGUGUUUUUAAGCGGAGAUUAGAUCCCUUUACGGAAUACAAUGCUGUGGGACUUAUCACACGCUACCGUUUUGAUAGACAAGGAAUUGAACAUAUCGGGACGCUGAUUGACGAUUUCGUUUCACCAGCAACAAGUCGAAAUUGUAGCAUACCAACUAAUUUACAAGUCAUGAUAGCUCUUCGCUAUUUCGCAACAGGAAAAAUGCAGUUAUGUAACGGGGAUGACUUCGGAAUUCACCAAUCCACUGUGUCUAGAAUUGUUCAAAGGGUCUCUACAGCCUUAACUCGACCACAUAUCAUUCAAAGAUAUAUAAAAUUUCCUACCGACGCUCAGACAAUUCACAGGCACCAGACAGACUUUCACGCAAUCGCCAAUUUUCCGGGAGUGCUUGGCGCUAUCGACGGGACCCAUGUUAGGAUAUUGCGUCCUACAGUUAAUGAAGAGGAAUUUGUUAACAGAAAAAACUUCCACAGUGUUAAUGUGCAACUUGUCGUGGACGCACAUUGUCAUAUACUGGACAUAGUCGCCAAGUGGCCAGGGUCAACACAUGACGCAAGAAUUUUGCGAGAAAGUGGCAUUAGCCAAUUAUUUCAAACACCCGGACUAAUUCCUGUUAAAUGUCACCUUCUCGGUGAUAGUGGCUAUCCGUGCAAAAACUGGAUCCUGACUCCCUUCCUUAACCCUGCAACCCAACAGGAAAGAAGAUACAAUGGAUCACACAAGGUGACGAGGUGCAUUGUUGAGAGAACCAUAGGACAAUGGAAAAGACGUUUUCAUGUAUUACAUUCUGAGAUAAGGUUGUGUCCAGAGAGGGCUUGCAAGAUUAUUAUGGCCUGCGCAGUACUUCAUAAUUUAGCAAAAUUGCUCAACACGCCAAUCAUUGACGAGGAUGGAGAAAGUGACGAGGAUUCUGAUGAGGGCAGUGAUGACGAUGAUGCUGAUAACAACAACUGUGUCCCCGACAAUCUGGAUGGCAGAGCAUACAGAAAUCACAUUACAAUGAAUCAUUUCUAG
Molecule: messenger RNA, 1041 nt
Organism: Saccostrea cuccullata (small rock oyster)
Lineage: Eukaryota; Metazoa; Mollusca; Bivalvia; Ostreida; Ostreidae
Product: putative nuclease HARBI1
Exons: 2
Coding region: 1-1041 (346 amino acids)
Source: RefSeq, a predicted model, not a curated record